GAGAGUUGAGCCAUUAUGUCUUUCUCUUGUUAUCCAUUGUUCUCUGCUGCUCUCUUUUUUGAGUUUUUUCUGCUUUCUUUCCUGGCCUUAUUACCCUCUUCAGACUGCUUGGUCAAUGUCACCCGAGGCCGCAUUCCACGCGAACUCUCAGUCAACUUCUAUGCCAAAUCCUGCCCUCAGGUUGACCAGAUUGUGGCGUCCGUCACCUCUGAGCAGUUUAGAGAAGCCCCGGUAUCCGCUCCGGCCACCAUCCGCCUCUUCUUCCAUGACUGCUUUGUUGAAGGGUGUGAUGCAUCAAUAUUGAUAUCGACUAGACAAGGAAGCAAAGAUUUAGCUGAAAGGGAUGCGUUGGAUAACAAGGAACUUGCUGUGGAGGCAUUUGAAAGCAUAAACAAGGCCAAGGCACUGGUGGAGAGUAAAUGUCCUGGAGUUGUAUCCUGUGCAGACAUUCUAGCAAUUGCAGCCAGAGAUUUUGUCCACCUUACAGGAGGACCGUAUUAUCAAGUGAAGAAAGGAAGGUGGGAUGGAAAAUUUUCAAUGGCCUCAAGGGUUCCUUCCAACAUUCCUCACUCCAAUUCAACUGUGAAUGAGCUUCUAAGACUCUUCAGCUCAAAAGGGCUAACACUGGAAGACCUAGUUGUCCUCUCAGGUGCACAUACAAUUGGUUUUUCACAUUGCAAGCACUUUGUGGACAGGCUAUAUAACUAUAAGGGUACAAAGCAGCCAGACCCUGCCAUUGAUCCCAGACUCCUGAAGGCCUUAAAGAUGUCAUGCCCACAAUUUGGAGGCAAUACUGAUAUUGUAGCACCUUUUGAUGUUACUACCCCAUUCUCAUUUGAUAACGCUUAUUAUGGAAAUAUUGAAUCUAAAUUAGGCCUUCUAGCCUCUGAUCAAGCCCUGUCUUUGGAUCCAAGAACUAAGCCUUUGGUUCAAGCCCUAGCGAAAGACAAGCAGAAAUUCUUCCUAGCAUUUGCUGCAGCUAUGGACAAAAUGGGCUCAAUUGGUGUGAAGAAGGGACCAAGACACGGGGAGAAAAGAAGAGACUGCAGUAUGCAUAUGUGA
Coffea eugenioides is the source of this 1062-nucleotide messenger RNA. RefSeq names its product peroxidase 19. The record is from RefSeq and is a predicted model, not a curated record. The coding region runs from base 16 to 1062 and encodes 348 amino acids. The transcript has 3 exons. Gene Ontology annotation, biological process: hydrogen peroxide catabolic process; response to oxidative stress. NCBI's taxonomy places the organism in Eukaryota, Viridiplantae, Streptophyta, Magnoliopsida, Gentianales, Rubiaceae. Gene Ontology annotation, molecular function: heme binding; peroxidase activity.